Nomascus leucogenys (northern white-cheeked gibbon) is the source of this 1690-nucleotide messenger RNA. It is a transcript of the gene TGIF1, whose product is annotated as TGFB induced factor homeobox 1. Gene Ontology annotation, biological process: regulation of transcription by RNA polymerase II. The record is from RefSeq and is a predicted model, not a curated record. Gene Ontology annotation, molecular function: DNA-binding transcription factor activity, RNA polymerase II-specific; RNA polymerase II cis-regulatory region sequence-specific DNA binding. Lineage: Eukaryota; Metazoa; Chordata; Mammalia; Primates; Hylobatidae.
GAAGAAGUUGGUUCUUGUCUCGAAUACUUUUCCUCCCGUGCCCCGCCCCUUGAAUCAGAGGCGGCUGUCUUGUGCGGCUAGAGCAGGGACAGGAGAGUUCGGGGCAGCUGUCAAAAACGAGACGGGGAAACUUUUCUUCCCUGGGGUGGAGGAGGGAAGGAGGGAGGUGUCCCGUUUUCCAUCUGUUGCAGUUUCCGAACAAAAUGCACCCUCGCCAGCCCCGGGAAGAAAGGCCCAAGGGAGAAACCUGGGGCGCUCGGCUGUGCCCCCACCGCCGGGCGAGGGAUGCGGGCGGUCAGUGCGCGGCAGGCGGAAAGGAUCGUGUUUCUGGACCCGGCCACCCCCCGCGUCCGCGCCGCUGCCCCCGAGGGACGAGUGACAGCGGCCGCCGCGCUCGGUCCAGUCUUCCCGGCUGGAAGGUAUUGUUGCAGCAUCUGGCAGUGAGACUGAGGAUGAGGACAGCAUGGACAUUCCCUUGGACCUUUCUUCAUCCGCUGGCUCAGGCAAGAGAAGGAGAAGGGGCAACCUACCCAAGGAGUCUGUGCAGAUUCUUCGGGAUUGGCUGUAUGAGCACCGUUACAAUGCCUAUCCUUCGGAGCAAGAAAAAGCAUUGCUGUCCCAGCAAACACACCUGUCUACACUACAGGUCUGUAACUGGUUCAUCAACGCCCGCCGCAGGCUCCUCCCUGACAUGCUGAGAAAGGAUGGCAAAGAUCCAAAUCAGUUCACAAUUUCCCGCCGUGGGGCCAAGAUUUCUGAAACGAGCUCUGUGGAGUCCGUGAUGGGCAUCAAAAACUUCAUGCCAGCUCUAGAGGAGACCCCGUUUCAUUCCUGUACAGCUGGGCCAAACCCAACCCUAGGGAGGCCACUGUCUCCUAAGCCGUCAUCCCCGGGAUCAGUUUUGGCUCGUCCAUCAGUGAUCUGCCAUACCACUGUGACUGCAUUAAAAGAUGUCCCUUUCUCUCUUUGUCAGUCGGUUGGUGUGGGACAAAACACAGAUAUACAGCAGAUAGCGGCCAACAACUUUACAGACACCUCUCUCAUGUACCCAGAGGACACGUGUAAAUCUGGACCAAGUACAAACACACAGAGUGGUCUUUUCAAUACUCCUCCCCCUACUCCACCGGACCUCAACCAGGACUUUAGUGGAUUUCAGCUUCUAGUGGAUGUUGCACUCAAACGGGCUGCAGAGAUGGAGCUUCAGGCAAAACUUACAGCUUAACCCAUUUUCAAGCAAAACAGUUCUCAGAAAUGUCAUGAUUGCCGGGGUGAAGGCAAGAGAUGAAUUGCAUUAUUUUAUAUAUUUUUUAUUAAUAUUUGCACAUGGGAUUGCUAAAACAGCUUCCUGUUACUGAGAUGUCUUCAAUGGAAUACAGUCAUUCCAAGAACUAUAAACUCAAAGCUACUGUAGAAACAAAGGGUUUUCUUUUUUAAAUGUUUCUUGGUAGAUUAUUCAUAAUGUGAGAUGGUUCCCAAUAUCAUGUGAUUUUUUUUCCUCCCCUUCCCCUUUUUUGUUAUUUUUUCAGACUGUGCAAUACUUAGAGAACCUAUAGCAUCUUCUCAUUCCCAUGUGGAACAGGAUGCCCACAUACUGUCUAAUUAAUAAAUUUCCAAUUUUUUUUCAAACAAGUAUGAAUCUAGUUGAUUGAUGCCUUUUUUUCAUGACAUAAUAAAGUAUUUUCUUUAAAAA